CUUCACACCAUCGACACCAAUAAACACUUCGACGACCUGUUCGCCAUCAUGGCGCUUCUCUGGCGACGGAUAAAAGGCUCGCGCGCGCAGUCCUAUGAGCAUUUGCCGCUGAGCGAGAACGAGAAAGAGACCCCCUCAACCUCGUCCAAAUACUACAAGAACGGCGCACCCACGUUUCGCACCGUCAUCAUCGCCUUUGUAGCUUUCGGCUCUCUGAUUGGUAUCUAUGGCCUCACCAGAUCCUCCGCUACCUCCGUGGCCAACAAGUCCUGCGACACCAUUGAUGAUGGCUACCGCUGCAGCCCCGAAACCACGCACUUCUGGGGCCAGUACUCGCUCUGGUUUUCGGUUCCGUCCGAGAUUUCUGUCCAAUCCCCACCAGAGUGUCACGUGACCUUUGCGUCGGUCCUGUCGAGGCAUGGUGGUCGCGACCCCACAUCCAAUAAAGCGAUAGCAUACGGCGCUCUCGUCGGGUACAUACAGAACUCAACCACUACGUUCCCGGAUGAGUUUGCGUUCCUCAAGGACUAUCAAUAUACCUUGGGCGCCGACCAGUUGACUGAUGCGGGGAGGCAAGAGAUGGUAAACUCGGGAGCACACUUUUACAGGCGGUACGCAGGUUUCCUGGAGAAGAAGACACCCUUUGUGAGGUCAUCAGGGCAGGAUCGGGUGGUCGAAAGCGCUGAGAAAUGGUUAAUGGGUUUCGCGCAGGAAGGCAAGAGGGACGAAACGGGCAAAAUCGACGUCAGGAUCCCGGAGGAGAAGGGUCAGAAUAACACACUUUCACAUGAGAUUUGCACCGCUUUUGAGGAGGGUCCACUGGACAAGGUUGGAGACAGUGCACAGGCGAUCUGGGUGUCCAAAUUUGUUCCGCUGAUACAACAACGCGUCAAUGCGAAGCUAGGGAUUACUCUCACGCCGACCGAGAUUAUCUACCUCAUGGAUAUGUGCCCGUUCGACACGCUGUCUUCGCCUAUGGCUGCGGUUUCGGAGUUCUGCCAUCUUUUCACCGAAGCUGAAUGGCAUCAAUACGAUUACUAUGAGACACUAGGUAAGUACUAUGGCUACGGCAACGGUAACCCGCUUGGACCUACACAGGGUGUUGGAUAUGUCAAUGAGCUCAUCGCUCGCUUGACGGAGAAACCGGUUGACGAUCACACCAAUACUAAUUCGACACUUGACUCCGACCCUGCGACUUUCCCUCUCGACCGCAAGGCCUAUGCCGAUUUCAGUCAUGACAACGACAUGAGCGCCAUCUUUGCUGCGCUCGGUCUAUACAACAGUACCAAGCCUCUGUCAAACAGCACCAUAGAAGAUACGGUCCAGACAAAUGGGUUUUCUGCAGCUUGGACGGUACCGUUUGCCGCGAGGAUGUACGUCGAAAAACUUCAAUGCAAAGGCGACAAAGAAGAAUCUGUAAGAAUCAUCAUGAACGAUCGAGUCAUGCCUUUGGAGUUCUGCGGAGGCGACCAAUAUGGCCGGUGCGCCCUGAGCAAAUUCGUAGAGAGCCAGAGUUUCGCGAGAAGCGGCGGACACUGGGAUCAGUGUUUUCCUUGA
Periconia digitata is the source of this 1557-nucleotide messenger RNA. NCBI's taxonomy places the organism in Eukaryota, Fungi, Ascomycota, Dothideomycetes, Pleosporales, Periconiaceae. The record is from the annotation of a GenBank genome assembly.